This is a messenger RNA of Talaromyces stipitatus ATCC 10500, 2204 nucleotides long. RefSeq names its product glycyl-tRNA synthetase. Gene Ontology annotation, biological process: mitochondrial glycyl-tRNA aminoacylation. The record is from RefSeq and is a predicted model, not a curated record. NCBI's taxonomy places the organism in Eukaryota, Fungi, Ascomycota, Eurotiomycetes, Eurotiales, Trichocomaceae. Gene Ontology annotation, molecular function: ATP binding; glycine-tRNA ligase activity. The coding region runs from base 32 to 2128 and encodes 698 amino acids. Gene Ontology annotation, cellular component: cytoplasm; mitochondrion. The transcript has 2 exons.
CCCCGCCUUGUCCAAUAACCUAUCGCGGUGAAUGACUCAACCCUUCCCUCGUCGACUAUUCUCGCGGCUGCUCAGCAGUUAUGCCCCAGGCCACUACGCUCGCCCAUACUCAAGUUUUCAUCACAAGUCUUUAAGGAAAACAGCCAAUUCGAAAAUGGCGACCCUGUCAACCAGGGCCGGCCAGGAGGUCGAUCGAGCCGUCCUAGAGUCGAUGCUCCGUCGCAGAACUUUCUACUUCCCUUCCUUUGAUCCCUACGGUGGUGUUGCUGGAUUAUACGACUACGGUCCGCCAGGAUGCGCCCUCCAAGCCAAUAUUAUCGAUGUCUGGCGGAAACAUUUCGUCCUCGAGGAGGACAUGCUGGAAGUCGAUACCACAAUGCUUACCCCGCAUGAGGUAUUGAAGACCAGUGGACACGUGGAUAAGUUCGCUGACUGGAUGUGCAAAGACCCCAAGACUGGAGAGAUUUUCCGAGCAGAUCACUUGGUUGAGGCUGUUCUUGAAGCUCGUCUCAAGGCCGAUAAGGAGGCUCGUGGACAAAAAGUUGUUGUAGACGAGGAAGCAGAUGCAAAGAAGAAAAAGAAGAAAGUAAAAGACGUCAAACCAGUCAAGUUGGACGAUGCUACGGUCAAAGAAUACGAAGAGAUUCUAGCAAAGAUUGACAACUAUGACGGUGAUGAUCUUGCUCUACUAAUCACAAAGCACGACAUUCGCAAUCCUACCACCGGCGGAAAUCUCCUCCCUCCCGUCGCUUUCAACUUGAUGUUCCAGACGUCAAUCGGUCCUAGCAGUAACAUGCCCGGUUAUCUGAGACCAGAAACUGCCCAGGGUCAAUUCCUCGCCUUUCAGAAGUUGCUUGAAUUCAACCAAAACCAAAUGCCGUUCGCGUCUGCAACCAUUGGCAAGUCUUUCCGAAAUGAAAUCUCACCUCGUGCCGGUCUCUUGCGUGUCAGAGAAUUCUUGAUGGCUGAGAUUGAACACUUUGUUGAUCCGGAAGGUGGCAAGAAACAUCCCCGCUUUGAUGAAGUCAAGGACGUUGAAUUGUCACUGUUGAACAGACAUGUCCAGCUCUCUGGUAGCACUAAGACAGAAACCAUGACCAUUGGAAAAGCAGUUGCCGAUGGCGUGGUAGACAACGAGACACUCGGUUACUUCCUUGCACGAAUUCAACAGUUCCUCUUAAAGAUUGGUGUCGAUUACUCCAAGCUCCGAUUCCGUCAGCACAUGGCCAAUGAGAUGGCUCACUACGCUGCUGAUUGUUGGGAUGCAGAGCUUCACACUAGCUAUGGCUGGAUUGAAUGUGUUGGUUGCGCUGAUCGUAGCGCAUACGACUUGACAGUCCACAAGAACAAGACUGGAGCUCCGCUGUUUGUCCGAGAAGCUCUUCCCGAGCCUAAGGUUUUCGAACAGUGGCAAGUCAAUAUUACAAAAUCCAAAUUCGGCCCUCGUUUCAAGAAAGAUGCCAAGAAAGUCGAGGCUGCAAUUGAAUCCCUGACUGAGGACCUCAGGGAGAAGCUCUCUUUGGAUCUCGCUAAGAACGGCAAGAUUGAGAUUGACGUAGAGGGCAUCGACGGUGGAAAGGCAGAGCUCGACAAGGAUCUCGUUGCUAUUGAAAAGAAGACUGUAACGCAGCACGUUCGGGAAUAUACCCCCAACGUUGUGGAGCCUUCUUUUGGUAUUGGAAGAAUUCUCUACAGUUUGCUGGAGCACUCAUACUGGCAUCGCGCUGGCGAUGAAGCUCGCGGUGUCCUGUCAUUCCCUCCAGUUGUCUCCCCAACCAAGGUGCUCUUGGUUCCUUUAUCCACUCACGAAUCAUUUGUACCCUUUGUUAAGCGAUUGGGUUUGAAGUUCCGCCGCGCUGGAAUUUCCAGCAAGGUAGAUGACUCUUCAAGCAGUAUCGGCAAGCGAUACGCUCGUAAUGACGAGUUGGGUACACCAUUCGGCAUUACAAUUGACUUCCAGUCAGUCAAAGAUAACACCUUCACAUUGCGUGACCGUGACUCGACAAAACAAGUCCGUGCUACCGAAGAUGAGAUUUUGCAGGCUGUCAAGUCAAUGGUAGAUGGUGAGGAGACAUGGGCAGAUGUUGCGAAACGACUUCCUGAAUUCACCUCUCAAGAGACGGACUAAAUGAGGUUAUGGGAUAACAAAAGAGUUGUAUAAGUAGGGGAAUAUUUUGAAAGAAUAUGAUCUGCCUCUCCGCAUU